Oryza brachyantha (malo sina) is the source of this 1723-nucleotide messenger RNA. RefSeq names its product probable polygalacturonase. Gene Ontology annotation, molecular function: polygalacturonase activity. The transcript is spliced from 2 exons. Gene Ontology annotation, biological process: carbohydrate metabolic process. The record is from RefSeq and is a predicted model, not a curated record. Lineage: Eukaryota; Viridiplantae; Streptophyta; Magnoliopsida; Poales; Poaceae. Bases 51 to 1490 code for a protein of 479 amino acids.
UCCACACUCUCAUCUCAUCCGUGACCACACUCGCAUCGAGAGCAGCAGCAAUGGCGUCCAAUGCGUCACCUCUCCAUGUUGUCCGGUGCGUUUGCCUCCUCCUCCUGGCCGCGUCGGCGUCGGCGACGGUGGCGGCGAGGCGCCACGGCCCGGCAGCGCCGGUUGCCGGGCAGAGCAUGUACCUGGCGCCGAGCUGCCGCGCGCACACGGCGUCGCUGACGGACUUCGGCGGCGUGGGCGACGGGACGACGUCGAACACGGCGGCGUUCAAGUCGGCGGUGGACCACCUGUCGCAGUACUCCGGCGAGGGAGGCGGCGGGGCGAUGCUGUACGUGCCGGCGGGGAAGUGGCUGACGGGGCCGUUCAACCUGACGAGCCACUUCACGCUGUUCCUCCACAGCGACGCCGUCAUCCUGGGGUCGCAGGACAUGGCGGAGUGGCCCAUCAUCGACCCCCUCCCGUCGUACGGGCGUGGGCGCGACAAGAUCGGCGGGCGGUACGCCAGCCUCAUCGGCGGGUCCAACCUGACGGACGUGGUGAUCACCGGCGCGAACGGGACGAUCGACGGGCAGGGGGCGAUGUGGUGGUCCAAGUUCCACCAGAACAAGCUCAAGUACACGCGCGGGUACCUGAUCGAGGUGAUGCACUCCGACACGGUGGUGAUCGCGAACGUGACGCUGGUGAACUCGCCGGCGUGGAACAUCCACCCGGUGUACAGCAGCAACGUGGUGGUGCAGGGGGUGACGAUCCUGGCGCCGACGCACUCGCCGAACACCGACGGCAUCAACCCGGACUCGUGCUCGCACGUCCGCAUCGAGGACUGCUACAUCGUCUCCGGCGACGACUGCGUGGCCAUCAAGAGCGGGUGGGACGAGUACGGCAUCGCGUACGGGAUGCCGAGCCAGCACAUCGUGGUGCGGCGGCUGACGUGCGUGUCGCCGACGAGCGCGGUGAUCGCGCUGGGCAGCGAGAUGUCGGGCGGGAUCAACGACGUGCGCGCGGAGGACAUCACGGCGGUGAACUCGGAGUCCGGGGUGCGGAUCAAGACGGCGGUGGGGCGCGGCGCGUACGUGCGCGACGUGUUCGUCCGGCGGAUGUCGCUGGACACCAUGAAGUGGGUGUUCUGGAUGACGGGCAACUACAAGUCGCACCCGGACGACAAGUACGACCCCAACGCCAUCCCCGUCGUCGAGAACAUCAGCUACCAGGACGUCGUCGCCACCGCCGUCAACACCGCCGCCCGCCUCGAGGGCAUCCAGGGCGCCCCCUUCCGCGACAUCUGCAUCGCCAACGUCACCGCCACCCUCGCCAAGUCGCGCAAGUACCCCUGGACCUGCACCGACGUCGAGGGCGUCUCCGCCGGCGUCACGCCGUCGCCAUGUCAGCCGCUGCAGGGAUCGCACGACGGCGCCUGCCCCUUCCCCACCGACACGCUACCCAUCGACCAGCUCGUCCUGCAGCAGUGCGCCUACUCCGUCCCAGCCAUCUAGCUCCGACCAGCAGCAGUAGCCUUCCCUUCGGUCUUGUCAAACAAUAACCAGUCACUAGUCCGCACUGCUGCCUAUGCUUAUACAGUGCUUCGUCUGCUAUGUAGUAACUUCAAGGUUCAGUUUCUCGUACAAAUGGAAAAUUAGUCCCUACUUUGCAUGCUUAACUUCUGAAAUCUUUAAUCUCUUUAUCACUGUACCCAUUUUCUUUUCUGACUAUGAAUUUUUGGAUUUAU